AUUAAGGCGGUGGGUGUGGGGCGCCGGGGCUGAACCCGGACGCGGGCUAGCAGAGCUGGGGAAGGGGCGCCGCCCCGCCGCCCGAGUUUCCCCCCCUUUCCAGGGUGAGGAUGGUUUUGUACAACAACCUGGAGUUCUUUAGUUGAAAGGUGCGCUCUGUCGAGACAAGGCAUUUUGCUUUGCUGUCUUGUUACAGCAUGGACACCAAAUUGCUAAAAACGUGCUUUGGGACUGCCAGUGAAUUUAUCUUUUGUGGUUUUCCUACAAACUUAGUAGUUCCCUUUUUUUUGAGUUAAUGUUUUGGAGUUCAUAUCACAAUGAGUUCAGGCUUAUGGAGCCAAGAAAAAGUUACUUCACCCUACUGGGAAGAGCGGAUUUUUUAUUUGCUUCUUCAAGAAUGCAGUGUCACAGACAAACAAACACAGAAGCUCCUUAAAGUACCCAAGGGGAGUAUAGGACAGUAUAUCCAAGAUCGCUCGGUGGGGCACUCGAGGAUUCCGUCUGCAAAAGGCAAGAAAAAUCAGAUUGGAUUAAAAAUCCUCGAGCAACCACAUGCAGUUCUCUUUGUCGAUGAAAGAGAUGUUGUAGAAAUAAAUGAGAAAUUCACAGAGUUGCUUUUGGCCAUUACCAAUUGUGAAGAGAGGUUCAGCCUGUUUAAAAACAGAAACAGACUAAGUAAAGGCCUCCAGAUAGAUGUGGGCUGCCCCGUGAAAGUACAGCUGAGAUCCGGGGAAGAAAAAUUUCCUGGAGUUGUGCGCUUCAGAGGACCCUUAUUAGCAGAGAGGACAGUGUCGGGAAUAUUCUUUGGAGUAGAAUUACUGGAAGAAGGCCGUGGCCAAGGUUUCACUGACGGGAUAUAUCAAGGGAAGCAGCUCUUCCAGUGUGAUGAAGACUGUGGAGUAUUUGUGGCGUUGGACAAGCUGGAGACCCUAGAGGAGGAUGACCAUGGCCUGGAGAGCGAUUACGCAGGCCCAGGGGACACGGUGCAGAUGGAGCUCCCCCCGCUGCAGAUAAACUCCCGAGUUUCUUUGAAGCUCGGAGAGACGAUAGAGUCCGGCACAGUUAUAUUCUGUGAUGUCCUGCCUGGGAAGGAAAGCUUAGGAUAUUUUGUUGGCGUGGACAUGGAUAAUCCUAUUGGCAACUGGGAUGGAAGAUUUGAUGGGGUGCAGCUUUGUAGUUUUGCAAGUGUUGAAAGUACAAUUCUCUUGCAUAUCAAUGAUAUCCUCCCAGAGAACGUGACACAGGAAAGGAGGCCUCCCAAACUUGCCUUUAUGUCAAGAGGCGUUGCGGACAAAGGUUCAUCCAGUCAUAAUAAACCAAAGGCUACAGGACCUACCUCAGACCCUGGAAAUAGGAACAGAUCUGAAUUAUUUUAUGCCCUAAAUGGAUCUUCUGUUGACUCACAACCACAAUCCAAAUCAAAAAACACAUGGUACAUUGAUGAAGUUGCUGAAGACCCUGCGAAAUCGCUUACUGAGAUAUCUUCAGACUUUGGCCAUGCCUCACCACCACUGCAGCCUCCGUCGAUGAACUCAUUAUCCACCGAGAACAGAUUUCACUCUUUACCAUUCAGUCUGACCAAGAUGCCCAAUACCAAUGGAAGUAUUGGCCACAGUCCACUUUCUCUGUCAGUUCAGUCCGUGAUGGGAGAGCUAAACAACGCACCUGUGCAGGAGAGCCCGCCCUUGGCCAUGGCUUCUGGGAACUGCCAUGGUCUGGAAGUGGGCUCGCUGGCUGAAGUUAAAGAGAAUCCUCCUUUCUAUGGGGUGAUCCGUUGGAUCGGUCAGCCGCCAGGACUCAAUGAAGUGCUAGCUGGGCUGGAACUGGAGGACGAAUGUGCGGGCUGUACAGAUGGCACCUUCAGGGGCACGCGGUACUUCACCUGUGCCCUGAAGAAGGCGCUCUUUGUGAAGCUGAAGAGCUGCAGGCCAGACUCGAGAUUCGCUUCCCUGCAGCCGGUUUCCAAUCAGAUCGAGCGCUGCAAUUCGUUAGCAUUUGGAGGCUACUUGAGUGAAGUGGUGGAAGAAAAUACCCCACCCAAGAUGGAAAAAGAAGGUUUAGAGAUAAUGAUUGGAAAGAAGAAGGGCAUCCAGGGUCAUUACAAUUCUUGUUACUUAGACUCGACCUUAUUCUGCUUGUUUGCUUUUAGUUCUGUCCUGGAUACUGUAUUACUUAGACCUAAAGAAAAGAAUGAUGUGGAAUAUUAUAGUGAAACGCAGGAGCUACUGAGGACAGAAAUUGUGAAUCCCCUGAGAAUAUACGGAUACGUGUGUGCAACAAAGAUUAUGAAACUGAGGAAAAUACUUGAAAAAGUUGAGGCUGCAUCAGGAUUUACCUCUGAAGAAAAAGAUCCUGAAGAAUUCUUGAAUAUCCUAUUUCAUCAUAUUUUAAGGGUAGAACCGUUGUUAAAAAUAAGAUCAGCAGGUCAAAAAGUCCAAGAUUGUUACUUCUAUCAAAUUUUUAUGGAGAAAAAUGAGAAAGUUGGAGUUCCUACAAUUCAGCAAUUGUUAGAAUGGUCUUUUAUCAACAGUAACCUGAAGUUUGCAGAGGCACCAUCGUGUCUCAUUAUUCAGAUGCCUCGAUUUGGAAAAGACUUUAAACUGUUUAAAAAAAUUUUUCCUUCUCUAGAAUUAAAUAUAACGGAUUUACUUGAAGACACCCCCAGACAGUGCCGGAUCUGCGGGGGGCUGGCCAUGUACGAGUGUAGAGAGUGUUAUGACGAUCCCGACAUCUCAGCUGGAAACAUCAAGCAGUUUUGUAAAACCUGCAACACCCAAGUCCACCUGCAUCCCAAGAGACUGAACCACAAAUAUAACCCGGUGUCACUUCCCAAAGACUUGCCCGACUGGGACUGGAGGCACGGCUGCAUCCCCUGCCAGAAGAUGGAAUUGUUUGCCGUCCUCUGCAUAGAAACAAGCCACUAUGUCGCCUUCGUGAAGUACGGGAAGGACGACUCUGCCUGGCUCUUCUUUGACAGCAUGGCCGACCGCGAUGGUGGUCAGAACGGCUUCAACAUUCCUCAGGUUACCCCAUGCCCGGAAGUGGGAGAGUACUUGAAGAUGUCUCCGGAAGACCUGCACUCCUUGGACUCCAGAAGAAUCCAAGGCUGCGCGCGGAGGCUUCUCUGUGACGCAUACAUGUGCAUGUACCAGAGUCCAACGAUGAGUUUGUACAAAUGAGUGGGGGUCACCUGGGCAGGGGCGGAAACCGAAUGCAAGAUUUUCCUGUUGCAUUUUACCUGAGCUGGCGGUUUUGUUCCGCGUCCGUUGCCGGCAAUGGACGUGUUUGUGGUGACGAUCCUUCAGCAAAGGAUUCCUGUGUUUAAAAAAACAAAUUGCUUUUGUGUUCCUGAAGUAUUUAAUAAGAAGCAUUUUGCACUCUAGAAGGUAUGUUUGUGUUGGUUUUUUAAGAAGUCUCAAUGAAGUUGUUAAUACCUGAAGCUUUAAGUUAAGUGCAUUGAUCAUAUGAUAUUUUUGGAAGCAUAAAAUUUUAAUUGUGACAGUUUCAAACCUCUUUUAGUCCAUUGAGAAUGUAAAUAAAUGUGUCUUCUUCUUUAUGGACCAAGGAUAUGAAAUCAUUUUUCCUUUUAGCUAACAGUUGCCUUGAGGAAGAACUAUUUUGGUUUUAUUAAGAGUCUCCUUUCGAUCCAGUUACUAAAAUCGUACUUGAGUUUGAUUUGUUAAUUCUUUCCUAGAUAGUUCCUGCAUGUCAGUGAUCUGCCGAGUUUCCGUGUUUCUGCAGUAGUGGUCAGAAAAGUGCUUCAGUUCCAUUAACGGUGUUGUUUUCUAUUUGUUCUGGUUUGGAGAUAUCUAAGUGAUCUCGUCACAAAACGUCUGUUUUUGGUGUAAUUUUCCUGGGGGAUUAGAAUAUACAGCUACCGAAGCUCUUCAUUCGUAGUUGUAACUGUCAGCUAAGGGGCUUUCGGGGUUUUGUUUUGUUUUGUUUUGUUUUUCUGGGUUUUUUUGGUCUUGUUAAGGCUCUCUAUUUUAUGGAACAGGGUACAAUGCAUCUUAUCAAAGGAUUGGGGUGAUAAAUAUAGCUCUACACAAAUAUAUGGUCCAUCAGAAAAUAAAUUUGAAUCUAGACUACUCAUUAAAACCUCCCUGAAGAGAAGUAUUGGCUGCCUCGACCUCUCCUGUUCUAAGACCGUCCAGAACUUUGGUGAGACCGGCCAGUCUGCUCACUAAACACGGUUUGAUUCGCAGGAGAUGAUGGCAGUUACGAUGUUUGAUGGAAACGUUAGCAGCAGCCUCAUCCUCCUUCCGAUUAUGGAGAAGAUGGGUGUUUUCCCAGCCGAUGUCCCCAGCGUGUGUCUAGACCCCAGUGGAGUGUAACCGUGUUGCCGUGGAAGGUGCCGUGCUCUGUGUUUUCCCUGAGUGGUGUUUUGUGGCACCAUGUCCUUCUGGAAAGACUCCCUGACUGUGCAGAGAGACUGAGAAGCUGUCGUGUGUAUGUAACACAGGACUUUAUAAAACAUUCAGUGUCAAAGAGUAGUGGAAAGCGUCUUUAUAAACCCUGCAAUUACUGUUUUGUUUUUUUUUAAAGUCUCGUUUACCUUUGGUUCUAUCAUUCCGUUUUGCUAGUAUUCAUUUGCCUUAUAAAUUGUAGUAAGGCACAACAGCGCUCUCGUCCCGUAAGUUUUUUAAUUUUUGAAAUGAGAAAGUACCUACAUUCUGCAUGCAGUUUUACUAAAUGCUUGGGCGGGGUGGGGAGUCGGGCACUGGAUCAGGGGUUUGGGGGUGAGGAGCCCAGGCUGCAGGGCUGGCUCUGCUCCUGCCCCAUCCCCCCACCCCAGGGUACUAAGGGAGGGGCUGGGGUGCACGUUUUGUAGGCUCUGAUCUUCUGUAAAUCCAGUCACCCCUGAGUAAAUAGGUGCCGAGUGAAUAAAUGGCUGAAUGAGCUUAUCAAUGUGAUUUUUUUAAAGGGUUAUCUGAAGGAAUGACCAGGAAUCUCUAUCUAGUAAGACUGGAUCUAGGUAAGACUGGAUCUAACAGUUUAAAGAAGAGAAAGUUCCUUUUCUGUAAAAAUUAAAAGGCAAGGUCAAGAAGGUGUGUCCCGCCCAGCCUCUUGUGGCAGAGGACUUGAAGAAGACCCACCUGGGGUUCCCCGUCUCCUCCGUACCCCAUCCUGAAUGGAGGCUCUUUCCAGGGGGCAGGGCCACAUCCAUAAAUUAUUUCUAAGGACAUUUCCUUCAAGUAGAACUUUAAGUCUUUUUAGUGUUACCCGGGGGGAGGGAGGGGGGAGAGCCGUAGUGCUCCCUGCGGAGGGCUGGGCCCUGCCCCUGGUCCUAGACGGCUCCGCUGGGUGCCCCUCCUUGUCCCUGCCCCAGGAUGGCCCGUGUGGUAGGUGGGCACCAGCAGGGCGUGGCUGUGUGGCACCUGCAGCUUGUGCACCUGCUGUUUAUUUACACUUUAGCCCUAAAUUUCCUUUAAUAUUUUUCCUGUUGGCUUUUUAAAUGCUUUGGUGAUCCCUUUUUCCAUAUCAUAUCUAAAAUCAAGAUGGCAAUAUAGUAGAAUUAUUUAUAACAUGGUUUAUGAUUCAUCGCUACAAAUAGAAAAUAUAACAAGUCCUGUGCCCUGACCUCCAACUAAAUUCACACUUGUGUGUGUGUGUGUGUGUGUGUGUGUGUAAGUAUAUAUAUGAGGGGCAGUGGGGAGAGAGGGAGAGAGAGGAACCGUGGAGUGAUGUAGAGGCAAAUGUAUUUAGUCCCUCGCAAUCAGCUUUAUAAAGGAGUUACAGUGUGACUCCAUCCUGAAAGAAUGUUUUAGAAGACUGAGAAAACAUACUGAAAACCAAGAGAAACAGUAACAAAACUCAGUGACAUAGAGUUGUAACCAUUGCUGAGAAUUACCUCCUUAGAAUAGUGUAGGAUCUAUAACCAAAUGUUAUAGGUAAUGGCUAUAGGUAUGGCUAUAGGCAUGGUAAUGUUAUAGGUAAAUGGCUUCUUUCUGUCCCUUGGAUUCAUUUAUUUUUUCACCUAACACAUAUUUCAGGAACAAGGGGAAGACAUAGUAAUUAAUCUCAUGCAAUUUGUGUUGUCAUUCAAAGUCCUGUGGUUUGAACUUGGUGUCUUCAUUUUAAGUUCAGGCUUUACUCCCCUCCUCGGGGGGAUCUGGACACCCAGCUGGAUAAUCCUGCACCUGCUCUGGUGACGGUAGACAGAGAUAGGAGCGACGGGACAUUUAUUACCUAGGACUGUGUCCGAAGGAAUAGGAGGCGUGGUCCCUGCCUUCAAACAGCCUCACACCUGCUUCUGACGACAGAAUACCUACAAAUGGUUGCUUAAGGGGUGACAGGGCUCGCAGAAAGCUCUGGGACACAGUAACAGAAAAAGUGACGGGCCGGGACACCAGAGGCCGGGUUCCACCCCUUUCUCUGGCACUGGCCCUGCUAGCCCGAGAUGACUUCUUGACUUCUUUGGACCUUAGCAUCCUCUGUAUCACAAGGGGGUUGGAACAUUGAAUUUCAUGGG
This is a messenger RNA of Hyaena hyaena (striped hyena), 6472 nucleotides long. RefSeq names its product CYLD lysine 63 deubiquitinase (gene CYLD). The transcript has 18 exons. The record is from RefSeq and is a predicted model, not a curated record. Lineage: Eukaryota; Metazoa; Chordata; Mammalia; Carnivora; Hyaenidae. Gene Ontology annotation, cellular component: cytosol. Bases 318 to 3179 code for a protein of 953 amino acids. Gene Ontology annotation, biological process: positive regulation of extrinsic apoptotic signaling pathway; regulation of intrinsic apoptotic signaling pathway; necroptotic process. Gene Ontology annotation, molecular function: K63-linked deubiquitinase activity; cysteine-type deubiquitinase activity.